Molecule: messenger RNA, 916 nt
Organism: Coniophora puteana RWD-64-598 SS2
Lineage: Eukaryota; Fungi; Basidiomycota; Agaricomycetes; Boletales; Coniophoraceae
Exons: 3
Coding region: 1-807 (268 amino acids)
Biological process (GO): positive regulation of transcription by RNA polymerase II
Cellular component (GO): nucleus
Molecular function (GO): transcription cis-regulatory region binding; DNA-binding transcription factor activity
Source: RefSeq, a predicted model, not a curated record
AUGACUGAGUCAGGUCUGGGCGUCCCGGCAAUCUUGGCGAUGAAAAUGACGAUGUGGUUUGACAUCAUGGCAUCCAUGACGCGGUCCACCAUUCCAGAACACCUUCUCUUCUAUCGACACUUGAUUCACGGGGGUGGAUGGUGGUCUGAUUGUAGUGGUAGCAACGACCCCGACUUGAAGAUCGACAACCUGACUGGCUGUCCAGCGGACGUGCUUCUAUGUAUUGCAGAGAUUACGAAGCUAGCGCACUGGAAGGUCCAGGAAUCGCGAACGAGAACAUUGAGCGUCACGCAGUUGAUAGCGCGGGGCAACAUUAUCGAAAGCAACCUGCGUAUGGGAGAACAAGCAAGCAACCAGAGCGGGUAUGGAGCAAUGUCAAGACCAUCGAUGUCAACUGGAUUACCCGGCAUGACACUUCGGACAGAUACACAGGCUAUGGUCGCCAGCAUAUAUCGCGAGGCGGCGAUCCUGUAUCUACAUUCGGUAUUAAGUGAAUGCCAUCCAGGUGUCCCUGAAAUAUCAAGGUCUGUCGCAGAGAUCAAGCGCAAACUAGAAAACAUCAUGCCAUCGUAUAUGGACCGGACAUUGAUAUUCCCAAUUUUUAUCGUUAGCUGCCUAAGCAGUGAUCCCGUAUCACUGGAGGUGUUGAAAGGAAGGACACUGAGACUGCAGGAGCCAUUUAUGAACUGUCACCGUACGCAGCAUGCCAUAGAGGCGGUAUGGAUACGACGAGCGACGAACGGGGGCCAGUCUGUUGACUGGCGGGAAAGCCUCAGGCAAGUGGGCAGCGACUUGCUUUUGGUUUAGAACGAUCUGUUGCUAGUUCUUAUGUUUGUAUGAUUGUUUUCAUUAACCGGUUCUAUGCGUUACCACAUUUAAUUUGCACUUACAUUGGCGGCCUCUACCAUAGCAUCAC